AUGGGCAACUUUAUCCUCUUCCUGUUGUUGUGUCUAUAUUUGUUGAUUGCCAGGGAACUUUGUUUGGGUGAUGAACUUCCAGGCGGUGUGAAAUGCAUUGACGAAGAGAGACGAGUGCUUCUCACCUUCAAACACCAUCUUACUGAUCCUUCCGGCAGGCUUUCUUCUUGGUCAGGCCGCAAUUGCUGUCAAUGGAAUGGUCUUUCAUGUGACAACCGCACCGGCCAUGUUGUAAAGAUGGACCUCCGAAAUCUAUAUCCGCACACAGUUUAUGAUGUCGAGUGGGAUUUCAGGGACUACCAACAGUCUUGCUUGUUGGGUAAGAUACAUCCUUCUUUGCUUAGCUUAAAGCAUUUAUCAUACUUAGACCUAAGCUGGAAUGAUUUUCAAGGGAUUCACAUUCCCAACUUCUUAGGACAGCUUACAAGUUUAAGGUAUCUUAAUCUCUCCUAUGCUGCAUUUUUCGGAGAAAUUCCCCAUUUUCUUGGUAACCUCUCAAACUUGAAUUACCUUUCCCUUGACUAUAGCCGUAGAGGUAACAACAUUGGCAUUGGCCCUUCUUCCAAAAGCUUGAAUUGGCUUUCUCAUCUCUCUUCCCUGAAGUAUCUAAAUCUGGGAGGAGUUAACCUUCGCACGGCAGGAGUGAGUUGGUUGCAUUCUGUUAACAUGCUGCCCUCACUGUUAGAGCUGCACUUAUCUAAAUGUGGCUUUCAUUCAAAUCAGCUUCCACUAUCUUUUCCAACUGUUAACUUCACAUCCCUUUCUGUCCUUGAUAUGUCUCAUAAUUUUUUCAACUCUUCCAUUCCCAUUUGGUUUUCUAGCCUAACAAAUCUGAGGUCGCUUGAUCUAAACAGCAAUUCUUUCACUGGUCCCAUACCCAAUGACUUUGCUAGCUUCAAAAAUCUUGAGCACUUCGAUUUAUCUACGAAUCAACUUGAUGGCCAAAUUCCCAAACUCAUUGGGAACUUUUGUACCUUAAAGACAUUAAAUCUUGCUGAAAACCUGUUUGAAAAGAAAGGUAUACGAGAUGUUUUGAAUGGUCUCACAAACUGUUUGAAUACAAGAUUAGAGUCACUAGAUUUGUCUUUCAAUACGCUGCAAAGCGAGUUGCCUGCCUCCAUAGGGAAGUUGCACAAUCUGCAAUACCUCAACUUAGACGAAAACUCAUUUGUGGGAUCAAUUCCAGAAUCUAUCGGAAACUUAUCAUCCUUGAAAACACUGAUCCUCUCUGCAAAUCGUAUGAAUGGAUCCAUUCCUGAAAGUUUAGGACAGCUUUCUCAGCUAGUUCACUUAGACCUGCUUCAAAACUUUUGGGAAGGCAUCUUAACAGAAUCCCAUUCCAUAAGUCUCACAAAAUUAGAAUAUUUUGCAUUAAGCACAGACGGGCCUAUGCCUCUCAUUUUCAAUGUGACUUUCGACUUUGUUCCUCCAUUUAAGCUCGAUGUUAUUUACAUUACGAAUUGUCUACUCGGUGAUGCAUUUCCCGUCUGGCUUCAAUCACAAACUGAACUGUCAGAUGUCACCCUUAGAGGUACUGGAAUAUCUCGCAUACCAGAGGAAUGGUUGUUGAAGAUAUCAUCCCACGUUGAGUUUUUGGAUUUGUCCAGCAAUCAAAUUCAAGGAAAGCUUCCAUUUCAAUCCUUGUUUCCAAAAUUGUCCAGAUUAGAUUUGAGUCGCAAUCAAAUUUUCAAGUCUAUUCCCUUGAAUUUCGGACGGCUAAUGCCGAAUCUAGAAACGUUGUUCCUGUUUGACAAUCAUUUGAAUGGUACCAUUCCACCCUCUAUUUGUGACAUGAAGAAUAUGUGGAUGCUUUCUCUAAGAAACAAUCAGCUAUCUGGAGAGUUCCCUCGAGCAUGGAGUUUGUGGAGCGAUAUCAUAGUUGUGGAUGUGUCAAGAAACAAUCUCUCUGGUAAUUUUCCGAGUUCAAUGGGUAUCCCAAGAAGUCUUGAAGUAUUGAAAAUGAACAACAAUAAUUUCAGCGGCAACAUUCCUUCUUCCUUGCAAUAUUGCUCCGAGUUGAGUAGAAUUGAUCUAGGAAGCAACAAUUUUUCUGGAAAUCUGCCUUCAUGGAUAGGAUCACUGGUCUCAAUGGUUAUGCUACAAUUGCGCUCAAACUCUUUGAGUGGUCACAUUCCCCAUCACCUAUGCAAUCUUCUCGAUCUCCAUGUCCUGGACCUUGCUUGCAACAACUUUUCAGGUACCAUUCCGAAGUGUUUAUAUAAUAUGUCUGCUUUGCGUGGUGAAGAUCCCUUUGGUUGGGGUAUCUUAGAUUAUGCUGAGCAGACAAUAAUAAUGACAAAAGGAAGAGAACUCGAAUAUGGUAUGUUAAAUAAUGGAGAUUUGGUGAAGAUUAUUGAUCUUUCUUCAAAUAAUUUGGAAGGUGAAAUUCCUCAAGAAAUAUGCAGUCUCAUCGAGAUGGGCACCUUGAACUUGUCGAGGAAUCAUUUAUGUGGGAAGAUUCCGUCCAACAUUGGAAACUUGAGUUUGCUGGAAACACUUGAUCUCUCACACAAUCACCUUUCUGGAGAGAUUCCUCUGAGCUUGUCUUCCUUGUGCUCCUUGUCUUACUUGGACUUGUCUUAUAACAACUUUAAUGGAAGAAUUCCUUCAGGAAGUCAGCUCCAGACACUAGACAAUUCAUCCUAUGAGGGCAAUCCAUCAUUGUGUGGCUUUCCUCUUUCAACCAAGUGCCCCGGAGAUGAUAAACCUACUAGCAGUGGAAACCUUCCUGUAGAAGAUAAUGAUGAAGAUGACAAUGGAAAGCUUGGUCUCUACGUUAGCGUUGUGCUUGGCUUUAUCAUAGGCUUCUGGGGUGUAUGUGGCACACUACUCGUGAAGAAAUCGUGGAGGUAUGCCUAUUUUUGCUUCUUUGACAACAUCAAAGAAAAGAUAAUGCUGGCAGUUGCAGUGAAAGUAACUCGUCACUGA
This is a messenger RNA of Argentina anserina (silverweed cinquefoil), 2928 nucleotides long. RefSeq names its product receptor-like protein EIX2. Gene Ontology annotation, molecular function: protein binding. The record is from RefSeq and is a predicted model, not a curated record. Bases 1 to 2928 code for a protein of 975 amino acids. Lineage: Eukaryota; Viridiplantae; Streptophyta; Magnoliopsida; Rosales; Rosaceae. The transcript has a single exon.